Mesoplodon densirostris (Blainville's beaked whale) is the source of this 972-nucleotide messenger RNA. RefSeq names its product solute carrier family 25 member 31 (gene SLC25A31). The transcript is spliced from 6 exons. Gene Ontology annotation, molecular function: ATP:ADP antiporter activity. Gene Ontology annotation, biological process: mitochondrial ATP transmembrane transport; mitochondrial ADP transmembrane transport. Lineage: Eukaryota; Metazoa; Chordata; Mammalia; Artiodactyla; Ziphiidae. The record is from RefSeq and is a predicted model, not a curated record. Gene Ontology annotation, cellular component: mitochondrial inner membrane.
AUGCAGCGUGUACCUCCGAAGAAGAAGCUGGAGAAGAAGGUGGAGAAGCAGCUCUUUGACGCCGCGUCCUUCAGGAAGGACCUGCUGGCGGGCAGGGUGGCGGCGGCCGUAUCCAAGACGACGGUGGCGCCCAUUGAGUGGGUAAAGCUGCUGUUGCAGGUGCAGGCGUCGUCCAAGCAGAUCAGCCCGGAGGCCCAGUACAAAGGCCUCGUGGACUGCCUGGUCCGGAUUCCCCGUGAGCAGGGUUUCUUCAGUUAUUGACGUGGCAAUUUGGCAAAUGUUAUCCGGUAUUUUCCAACACAAGCUCUAAACUUUGCUUUCAAAGACAAGUACAAACAACUGUUCAUGUCUGGAGUUAAUAAAGAAAAACAGUUCUGGAGGUGGUUUUUGGCAAACCUGGCUUCUGGUGGAGCUGCUGGGGCAACAUCCUUAUGUGUAGUAUAUCCGCUAGAUUUUGCCCGAACCCGAUUAGGUGUUGAUAUUGGAAAAGGUCCUGAAGAGCGACAAUUCAAGGGUUUAGGUGACUGUAUUAUGAAAAUAGCAAAAUCAGAUGGAAUUGUUGGUUUAUACCAAGUGUUUGGUGUUUCAGUUCAGGGCAUCAUUGUGUACUGAGCCUCUUAUUUUGGAACUUAUGACACAAUUAAGGGCUUAUUACCAAAACCAAAGGAAACUCCUUUUCUUGUCUCCUUUUUCAUUGCUCAAGUUGUGACUAUGUGCUCUGGCAUACUCUCUUAUCCCUUUGACACAGUUGGAAGACGUAUGACGAUGCAGAGUGGUGCAGCUGAAUGGCAAUAUAAAGGAACUUGAGACUGCUUUGUGAAGACAUACCAACACGAGGGAAUUGGCGCAUUUUUUCGUGGUGCCUUCUCCAAUAUCCUUCAUGGUACAGGGGGUGCUUUGGUGUUGGUAUUAUAUGAUAAAAUUAAAGACCUCCUUAAUAUUGAUAUUGGAGGUAGUUCAUCAGGAGAUUAA